CGCACUUCCUGUGAAGGAGGGGCUUCCAGUCUGGGACCGGCGUUAUUGGGCAUACUGUCGCACACUCUGAAGAGAGCAGAGUAACGAUGGCGGGGUCCGGGAACAAGUCUGUGCUCUUCGUGUGUCUGGGAAACAUUUGUCGAUCUCCAAUCGCUGAAGCAGUCUUUCGGAAGUUGGUGACCGAUGAAGGCCUCUCGCAUCAGUGGAACAUAGACAGCGCAGCGACAUCUACUUACGAAAUCGGAAACCCUCCCGAUUACCGAGGCCAAAACUGCAUGAGGAAGCACGGCAUACCGAUGAACCACACUGCGAGGCAGAUUACAAGAGAUGACUUCCUCUCUUAUGACUAUAUACUCUGUAUGGAUGAAAGUAAUUUAAGAGACCUGAAAAAGAAGUGCAGUCAAGUGCAGAACUGUAAAGCUAAAAUUGAGCUGCUUGGCAGCUAUGACCCUCAAAAACGACUUAUCAUUGAAGAUCCUUAUUAUGGUCGUGAUGAAGACUUUGAGACUGUCUACCAGCAGUGUGUUAGAUGCUGUAAAUCGUUUUUGGACAAAUGCUCCUAGUGUUCAUCGAAUGUAACUCAAGAUCAAAUGCUGUUUACUGAUACGCAAUUUGCUGUUAUUACAGUAUAUUAAUCUUUUAAUGUCCUAUUACACCAUGGAAUAAGGCCUGCAGUGUACUUUUAUAUAAUUAUGUUCACAAAGUUUGUGUUGUGCUAUUCAGCUCUACAGGAUGUUAAACAAUGCACACUUAUUGUUUUCCUCAGGCAAUGAACUCCAUGUCUUGAAGUAAAAUAAAGACAUUUUAAUUUA
Messenger RNA from Spea bombifrons (plains spadefoot toad), 812 nucleotides. RefSeq names its product acid phosphatase 1 (gene ACP1). Gene Ontology annotation, molecular function: non-membrane spanning protein tyrosine phosphatase activity; acid phosphatase activity. The transcript is spliced from 6 exons. Gene Ontology annotation, cellular component: cytoplasm. Lineage: Eukaryota; Metazoa; Chordata; Amphibia; Anura; Pelobatidae. The record is from RefSeq and is a predicted model, not a curated record. The coding region runs from base 87 to 563 and encodes 158 amino acids. Gene Ontology annotation, biological process: protein dephosphorylation.